UAAUCAUAUUAGUGAUUACCUUCUUAUCUAAGAGAAAUAUUAAAAUCCAUUUCAUUAUAUUUUGUGUUUAUUUGAAAGCUGGAAUUGUUUCAUAUAUAUAAUUAUAUACAACUUGAUUUGGAGUGGUGCAGAAAGAUAUCUCAAUAUGAACUUCUUGAAGCUUUUCUUAGUUGCAUUAGCCCCAGUUCUAAACACUUUGUUCAUUGCUAUUAUUGGGGCUGUACUUGCACUUGAUAACAUUGGCAUACUCACAAAGAAUGCCAAGAAGCACCUCAAUAUUAUCGUAUAUUUUGUGUUCACUCCAGCUCUUCUUUAUAGCAGUCUGGCAAAAACUAUAACUUUGAAGAGCUUGAUUAUGCUGUGGUUUAUGCCGUUAAAUAUUCUUCUGAGAUAUAUUAUUGGGACAACUCUUGCAUGGAUUCUUACUAAAAUAACUAGGGUUCCUCGUCAUCUUCAUGGCCUUGUGAUGGGGUGUUGUGCUGCAGGAAAUCUGGGCUCUUUGCCUCUUAUCAUAGUUCCAGCUAUAUGUAAAGGAAGAAGUCAUCCUUUUGGAGAUGUAGAUUCUUGCUACCAUAAAGGACUAGCAUUUACUUCUCUAACAAUGGCAGUAGGACACAUUUAUGCUUGGUCUAUUGUGUACAACAUUCUCCGCAUAUAUACACCUAAGACCAUGGUUGUCAAAUUUGAUGAAUCCACAAAAUUUGAAGAAAUUAAUAAUCCAAAAAAUCUUUCUAUAUGUUCCAUAAGAGCAUUGACCCCAAUUAAGGAAGAAUCAUUGUCUAAUGGUCAUAUUGAUCAACUUCAAGUAGAAUGUAAAGUGAUUGAUGGUCAAGAAAAGGUAGUAGAAAAGCCAAACAUUAUGAAACAUCUGAAAAUAUUAGGUGACAAAAUCAAAUUGAAGGAACUAUUUGCACCUGCAUUGUGGGGAUCGAUGUUUGGAGUAAUAAUUGGUAUAGUUCCUCAAUUUCGAAAACUACUAGUUGGUCAAAGUGCUCCUCUCCAUGUCGUUCAAACCUCUAUAGUUAUGUUGGGGGAAGCAUGCAUUCCAUCAAUGAUAUUAUUGGUUGGAGCAAAUCUUCUUAAGGGUUUAAAGGGAUUAGGAAAUAAGGUUCCACUAGUUGUUGGCAUUAUAGUGGUUAUGUAUAUUGCAUUACCAGCAAUAGGUAUAUGCAUUGUGAAAGGUGCAGCUCAUUUCAGAUUGAUAAACUCUGAUCCAUUAUAUCAAUUUGUUUUACUACUUCACUAUGUUGUUCCUCCUGCAGUUUCCAUUAGCACAAUGACUCAAUUGCUUGGAGUUGGUCAAAGUGAAUGCUCACUUAUCAUGUUUGCAACUUAUUCCUCUGCUCCACUUUUACUUACCCUUUGGUGCACCGUCUUCAUGUGGCUUGUGCUAUAAAUUAUAAUUUUAGCUAAAUUAUCACUGAAGUAUAAUACGAUUUGCUCAA
Molecule: messenger RNA, 1445 nt
Organism: Medicago truncatula (barrel medic)
Lineage: Eukaryota; Viridiplantae; Streptophyta; Magnoliopsida; Fabales; Fabaceae
Product: protein PIN-LIKES 3
Exons: 10
Coding region: 146-1396 (416 amino acids)
Biological process (GO): endoplasmic reticulum to cytosol auxin transport
Cellular component (GO): membrane
Source: RefSeq, a predicted model, not a curated record